AUGGUUAUAACCAUUUUACUGGACCUGUGUCAGACGCGCGUCCGCGGCGCGGCUGCGGGAAAACUGAAAGUUUCUGCCUCCGAGCAUGAUGACUUGAUAUUUACAGGAAAUAAUCCAAAGAUGUUUGAAGAAUUCAAUAAAGCAAUGGCUAGAGAAUUUGAGAUGACGGACAUUAGCCUAAUAUCCUACUAUCUUGGAAUUCAAGUAGCACAGAGGAAGGAUGUCAUUUUUAUUUCUCAAGGAGAGUAUGCAAAGGAAAUUCUCAAGAAAUUUGAGAUGGAGAAUUGCAAUCCCGUAAGCACCCCCGUUGAAUGUGGAGUUAAAAUAUCUAAGCAUGGAGAUGGAGAUAGAGUCAAUCCCACAUUUUUCAAGAGUCUUAUUGGAAGCUUAAGAUAUUUGUCAUGUACAAGGACGGAUAUUCUGUUUGGAGUUGGACUCCUGAGUCGCUUUAUGGAAACUCCUACUACCUCGUACUUAAAGGUAGCCAAAAGAAUACUUCGGCACAACAAAGGUACGCUUGAUUAUGGAAUUCUUUAUUCAUCUUCUAAAGAAUCCAAGUUCGUGGGAUAUUGUUAUAGUGACUGGGCUGGUGAUAUUGAUGAUCAGAAAAGUACUACUGGGUUUGUUUUCUUUCUUGGAAAUUCCACAUUUACAUGGAAUUCUAAGAAGCAACCAAUUGUGACUUUGUCAACUUGUGAAGUGGAGCAUGUAGCAUCUUGUUCGUGUGUUUGCCAUGAAAUUUGGCUAAGAAGCUUGUUGGAAUAA
This is a messenger RNA of Nicotiana tabacum (common tobacco), 765 nucleotides long. The record is from RefSeq and is a predicted model, not a curated record. Lineage: Eukaryota; Viridiplantae; Streptophyta; Magnoliopsida; Solanales; Solanaceae.